Marmota monax (woodchuck) is the source of this 4958-nucleotide messenger RNA. It is a transcript of the gene Epb41l2, whose product is annotated as erythrocyte membrane protein band 4.1 like 2. The coding region runs from base 165 to 2627 and encodes 820 amino acids. NCBI's taxonomy places the organism in Eukaryota, Metazoa, Chordata, Mammalia, Rodentia, Sciuridae. The record is from RefSeq and is a predicted model, not a curated record. The transcript is spliced from 13 exons. Gene Ontology annotation, biological process: cortical actin cytoskeleton organization. Gene Ontology annotation, molecular function: actin binding; structural molecule activity. Gene Ontology annotation, cellular component: cytoskeleton; plasma membrane.
CGGCACGCCGAGUCCUCUGACGGCCCCAGCCAGGGAAUUUCAAUUUGAAACCUAGCGGAGGGAGGAGGCUGGCGCGCUGGCCCGCGGCUGGCUGGGACUGACGCGGGACGGGUCCCCCAGGCCGGUGAGCUCCUGAGGUGCGGCGUUGGGUAUAAGCCGUGACCAUGACUACUGAAGUUGGCUCUGCAUCUGAAGUGAAGAAGGACUCUGACCAGUUGGGAGCAGAUGUGACCAAGGAGAAAGCUAAACAAGUAGCAGAAAAUCGGCAGCAUCAGUCAUCUGAACCAGAGGAGGAAAAAGGUUCCCAGCCACCACCACCUGCUGAAAGCCAAAGCAGUCCACGCCGCCAGAAGAGAGAGAAGGAUACAUCUGAGAGUAGGGGUAUUUCCCGAUUUAUACCCCCAUGGCUCAAGAAACAGAAGUCUUAUAAUUUGGUAGUGGCCAAAGAUGGAGGAGAUAAAAAAGAGCCAACUGAAGCUGUUGUGGAAGAACAGAUUUUAGAUAAAGAGGUUUCCCUUCCAGAAGAAGAGAGACAGGCCAAAGGGGAUGCUGAAGAAACUGCUCAGAGUAAACACCAGGAGGUUAAGGUGGAAGUCAAGGAAGGAAAACCUUCAGUGAGCAAAGCUGAGACUCAGCCUGCUGAAGAAGUCAGGGAGGAGAGAGAAGAGGUGAAGGAAAUACAGGAAGAUGAAGUGGCAGCACCAAGGGAGACCAAGGAAGUGCAAACUAAUGAACUGAAAGCAGAGAAGACUUCUCAGAAAGCCACCAAGAAGACCAAAACUGUCCAGUGUAAAGUGACCCUCCUAGAUGGCACUGAAUACAGCUGUGACCUGGAGAAACGUGCUAAGGGACAGGUGUUAAUUGACAAGGUAUGCGAACAUCUCAAUCUUUUGGAGAAGGAUUACUUUGGACUUUUGUUUCAGGAAAACACUGAGCAGAAAAACUGGCUAGAUCCUGCAAAAGAAAUAAAGAGACAGCUGCGAAAUCUUCCUUGGCUGUUUACUUUUAAUGUGAAAUUUUAUCCUCCUGAUCCUUCUCAGUUGACUGAAGAUAUCACCAGAUACUUUUUGUGCCUUCAGCUUCGAAAAGACAUUGCCUCUGGCCGCCUGCCCUGCUCAUUUGUGACUCAUGCCCUCCUGGGCUCCUACACAUUGCAGGCUGAGCUUGGAGACUAUGACCCAAAAGAGCACAGCAGUAUUGACCUCAGUGACUUCCAGUUUGCCCCUACACAGACUAAGGAACUGGAAGAGAAGGUGGCAGAGCUGCAUAAAACCCACAGGGGGUUAUCUCCAGCACAAGCUGAUUCUCAGUUCUUAGAAAAUGCAAAGAGGCUUUCCAUGUACGGUGUUGAUCUACAUCAUGCCAAGGACUCAGAAGGCGUGGACAUCAAGCUAGGUGUGUGUGCUAAUGGGCUCCUCAUUUAUAAAGAUAGACUGAGAAUCAAUCGUUUUGCUUGGCCGAAGAUCCUAAAAAUUUCUUAUAAGCGCAGUAACUUCUACAUUAAAGUUAGGCCAGCAGAGCUGGAGCAGUUUGAGAGCACCAUUGGGUUCAAACUGCCAAACCAUCGGGCAGCAAAGAGGCUAUGGAAAGUGUGUGUGGAGCAUCAUACUUUCUACAGGCUUGUGUCUCCAGAGCAGCCACCAAAGGCCAAGUUCCUGACCUUGGGGUCCAAAUUCCGCUACAGUGGCCGUACACAAGCGCAGACCCGCCAGGCAAGCAUCCUCAUAGACAGGCCAGCGCCACACUUUGAGCGCACCUCUAGUAAACGGGUCUCUGGGAGUCUAGAUGGAGCUCCAAUUGGUGUUGUGGACCAAAGUCUUAUAAAGGAUUUUCCUGGACCUGCUGGGGGGAUUUCAGCGUAUGGCCCAGGAGUUGUCAGCACUGCCAUGGUACAAGAUAGGGACAGCCGGAGGGAUGUCAGAAGCCCAUCUAAAGCCCCACAUUUGCAACUCAUUGAAGGAAAGACUGCUUGCAUGUGUCCACCUUCACCACUCAUCCGUUGUGUUUCAUCUUUUUCUCCAAGCCUGUUGCCAGUCCCUGAAGUGGACUUGCUUUCAGACAUUUCAGAGGAAGACCCUUUUGGGGAGGCUGACCAGGUCACACUAGACAGUUUAGAGCUCCUUUCCACAGGUGAAACAUCAGAGCAGGGGGACCCUGAGGUUACCACACUGGAUUCUGUCUUGGAUCCUGUUGUAGUCCCUGCUCAGUCUGAUUAUCCUCCAUUGCACGAGAAGACUCUUAAAGCAGGUGACCGAGAGAAUUCUGAGUUUGGUUACUUCUCCUUCAGCUUCUCCAAAUGUUUUCCCUCUGGUUUCCCCUCUCUUCUUGAUGAAGAUGGAUAUCUUGCUUUCCCCAGCCUCCCUAAGCUCUGGGUUUCCUUCCUCCCUCCUGAUGUUCAGCACUAUGUUCCUAUCACUUCUCCUUCAUUCAUUCCUUCCCUUAUCCUCAUCUUUGGGCUGUUGCUCUCUGCUUCUCAGUCUGUUCCUUUUUCUCUCACCUUUUCGCUUCCUCUGGCUCUAGCCCUCUGCUAUCUGGAGACCAAAGCUACCUCCUUGAAUGCUUCUUAUGACCUUGAUUUGAAUGAUAAAAUAGAGGAAGAGGAAGCAGUUGCUGGAACUUCGCCAUAAGCUUCAUUUUGUGAAGUCAACAAACCACACUUCAUCUUACACACCUCCUAAUAUAGAGUGUAAACAUGUGCAUAAAUUUCAGAUUACCCUCAAAAUAAUAUCAGCUGCACAUUUUCAUACAUACAGUGUUUUAGUGCAUGAGAGAUAAGUGUAGGCACUUCUGCGUUGAUAUUCUUUGGCCAGGUCCCACAAAUUUUAAGUUGAGGGCAAAGUGAUAGGAUUAUUUUGUAAACAUCUAGAUCAUACUAGAUUUUUUAAAAAAAAGUAGUGGGAGAGAGCGAAAAUUGUAUUGUCCUUAAUCUCCAUAGGUGUGUUUGUUUUGCAUACAAAUGUUAAUGCUGUUCCUUUAAGAUGGGAACUUUUCAUUUUAAAAUAGAACUUAGAAUGCAGUGGACAUAGCUGUAAUUGACAUUUACUAAUAGAACUCCUUAGGAUUAUUGUUUCUGUUGUUUAAAAUCCAAGCUUGUUCUUGCAUUUGUGAGGCUAUAUCAGUAACCUUUACCCAUGACAUUUGUUACGUCUCAUCUCAGAAACUCCUUGUCUCCUUUUAUUAUAGCAUUUGGGGACUAGCCAGAUGAAUUUUAGCUAGGAUUUUUUUUUUCUCCCAACCCUAAAUCAUGUAUUUAUAUUAAGAGUCAGUGGUCAUGUAUUUUAUAAGGAAGAUAUUAUUCUGUUACUUUUAACAAAUGUGUGUGAAAAAUGAAAUAUGGCUUUUUGAGAGUUUAGACAUGUAGCACUGAGAUUAGGCCCCUUGUUGAAAAUUAGGUGUCUGGUGUGAGGAUUUUUACCCCUAUAUAAGGCAACUUUUUUUUCAAGCAUACUACCUCUGCACUAAUUAGUCAGUCGGUGUUAACAUGUACAGUAUUUUUUUUUUUUUAACUUACUUUGCUAAAUGUGGUCUGGUGAAUUAGUAUCUCAGAGUAUCCUGUGUAUACUGUUAACACAUGGAGUAAAACCUGAAGAGAAAUGUGAAGAAAUGUAGUGAGUAUGCAUGGUAGGAGAAACUACAAUUUUGAAUUUACAUGGGAAACACCAAAGAUAGCAUUGUAGAGAAUUAAGUGCUAACCAAGGAACUGGAAAAUAGUUCUUAACAGAUUGUUGAAUGGCUGUGUCUCAUUUUUCACUUCUGAUAAAAAAGACUCUGAGCUCCCUGCUUACCUCUCAAAAAUACUGUGAGUAGUUACCAAAAACAAAGGUAAGCAUUUUGACACCAUCAUCCCAGCAAAGAAGGAAAAGAAUAUAUGGUAUGAAUUAACCUGUAAAGAUUAUUUCCUUUAGUAUCAGAUUAAUAUUUUUCUUUUUUGCCAUUCUUUUCCUGGGGUCAGAAUUCACUCAGAUUUAUGUUAAUCUUCCAGAUUUAUUUUGGGGGUGUGUGGGGGGGGGAUCAUUAGAUGUUGAGAAAUGUCCAGCAAUGAAAAAGGGCUUUUUUGGAUCCGGGAGGAUUGAAUGCAGGGAUGCUUAACCACUAAACCACAUCCCCGACCCUUUUAUUUUUAUUCUUAUUUUAUUAUUUUUUGGUACCAGGGAUUGAUCCCAGGGGCAGUUAACCACUGAGACACAUCCUCAGCCCUUUUUUGUAUUUUAUUUUGAGACAGGGUCUCGCUGAGUUGCUUAGGGCCUUGCCAAAUUGCUGAGGCUGGCUUUGAAUUUGGGAUCCUCCUGCCUCGGCCUCUCAAGUUGCUGGGGUUACAGGCAUGAGCUACCGUCUCCAGCUAAAAAAGUAUUCUUGAUUAAAGAAUUUUAUUUAAGAAGAGUGACUAUAUUUCAAAGUAUAUUUUAAAUACCAUCCUAAUAUGAGAGUAGCUAAAUAAAUCAUUUGCCCCCAAGGAAAGAAAUCCAUAUCUAAAAAAAAUAGUGACAGUAUAAGGUAUGAUGAUGUAAAAUAUAUAACCAAUAUAAGGCAAAAGACAAGAUUUAUGUCAUUAUACUGGUUUCCUCUCUAGUUGAUUCAGACAUGUCAGAGCACAGCAGAUUGAAUUAUGCCAUAUUUGCACUCUGAUAUUUUCAUUCCUGAGUUAAAAAAAAAAUUCAAAAGCAGAGUAUAAUCUAGGGACGGAGAAAGAGUGAAGCUUCCAUUCUCCAUUCCACUUUGCAAAGGAUCAUUUCCAUCAUUUGUACAGCACUGUAGGUGACGAAAGACCAGAGUGGCUUAAUAUUCUGCAUCUUGAGGGCCAUACAGAGAAGGUUGGUAAUGCUGCUUUGCCAUUUACGUUUGAACAUAGCUUCUCUGCACUGAUGGCAGAGUUCCCACUAAUGCUCCCCUUCUUUCUGGCUGCUUGCUAUGUGCCUUUCCAGGCGAAGAUGGAAGAAGAAGAAACACAUCUGGAGGAG